UUGGCAAAUCACACAUUCCGAAUAGGCCGAUAAAUGUGCUUUUCUAUUCGAUGUGAUUUCUUUACAAGUUUUGCUUGAGUCGGGAAAAGUACUUAGGGUGCGUUUGGGACCGUAGACAAAUUGUUCAACUUCUCGGUCGUUUAUAGAAUAUUGCCAAAAUAGCGCCACCAACGCCAACUAAACGUGUGAAGAUGUCGAAGGCAAGUAGCAGUGUUGUCAACGGCAGCAACUAUGAGACAUUGCAUCAAGGGCGCCUCAAUAUGUACAAAUCCAAGGUUGCUGUCGUCCUCGGAGCUCAAUGGGGCGAUGAGGGCAAAGGUAAAGUGGUUGACAUGCUGGCACUGGAAGUGGACAUCGUUUGCAGGUGUCAGGGAGGAAAUAAUGCUGGUCACACUGUUGUAGCUAAUGGCACAGAAUUUGAUUUUCACCUGCUUCCUAGUGGCAUUGUCAACGAGAAAUGUAUUUCUGUGAUCGGCAACGGCGUUGUCAUCCACUUGCCAUCACUUUUUGAAGAACUUUCCAAGAAUGAAGCAAAAGGCUUGCAAAAGCUUGAACAUCGCUUGAUUAUUUCCGAUCGUGCGCAUUUGGUAUUUGAUUUCCAUCAACUGGUUGAUGGCAUGCAGGAAGCAGAGAAGGGUGGCAAGUCGCUCGGCACCACCAAAAAGGGCAUUGGUCCGGCAUAUUCCAGCAAGGCUACACGUAAUGGCAUUCGUGUUGGUGAAUUGUUGGGCGACUUUAACCUAUUCACAGACAAAUUUAAAUCAAUUGUUGCAACUCAUUUGCGACUUUUUCCUUCGAUCAAAAUCGAUGUUGACGCUGAGAUAGCCAGGUACAAGGAGUAUGCGGAAAAGGUGCGUCCUUAUGUAAAGGACACAAUUUGUUUCUUACACACUGCAUUGCGGGAGGGGCAGAAGAUUUUAGUUGAGGGUGCCAAUGCCGCUAUGUUGGACAUUGAUUUUGGCACGUAUCCCUAUGUGACCAGCAGCAAUUGUAGUAUAGGUGGAGUUCUUACUGGUCUUGGUUUGCCACCUCAAACUAUUGGAGAGGUUAUUGGAGUAGUUAAGGCCUAUACGACACGUGUAGGCGACGGUCCGUUCCCUACCGAACAACUUAAUGAAUUCGGCGACCUGCUCCAAACUCGCGGCGCUGAAAUCGGUGUUACCACAAAGCGAAAACGUCGCUGUGGCUGGCUCGAUAUUCCGUUACUCAAAUAUACGUCGCUUGUGAACGGAUAUACGAGCAUUUGCCUGACAAAGCUUGAUAUUCUUGAUACUUUGCCAGAGAUUAAAGUGGCUGUGGCUUAUAAACGCGCUAAUGGGGAAACAUUAGAUCACUUCCCCGGCACUAUUGCUGAAUUGGCCGAGAUAGUUGUUGAAUACGCCACACUGCCGGGUUGGCAAGAAAGUACCGAAAAUAUCAGAAAUUUUAAGGAGUUGCCAGAAAAUGCACAAAAGUACGUACGCUUUCUAGAAAAGGAGCUGAAUGUGCCCGUACAAUGGGUAGGUGUCGGAAAAGGACGCGAGUCUAUCAUCAACAUCCAUUAAUCUUAAACUCCCAACGUGUAUUUUUGCGUUACUACAUAAUUGAUUCAGUUGCACAGAAACUUCGUUUGUACUUUAAUGAUUUUUAAGGAUUAUGUUAAUAAAUAUGUUUUAUUUGUUUUGAGUUUUAAUUCUAGAAAUUUUAAUGUAUAACUUCUAGCACACAAAUUCAAACCCAA
Messenger RNA from Rhagoletis zephyria (snowberry fruit fly), 1720 nucleotides. RefSeq names its product adenylosuccinate synthetase (gene Adss). Gene Ontology annotation, cellular component: cytoplasm. Gene Ontology annotation, molecular function: adenylosuccinate synthase activity; GTP binding. NCBI's taxonomy places the organism in Eukaryota, Metazoa, Arthropoda, Insecta, Diptera, Tephritidae. Gene Ontology annotation, biological process: IMP metabolic process; 'de novo' AMP biosynthetic process. The record is from RefSeq and is a predicted model, not a curated record.